UUACAUUCUGUCAUUGCAUUGCAGGGGUGUCUCUAUUGUUCUCUGCUGACGACCUAUGCAAUUGUAAAAGGACAAUCAAGGUACCCACUGAUAAACAUCACCAGCAUACCUCCGUACAUAACAACGUGUGACGGACACGACCUCUGGCCAAUUGAACACACGUCUGGCAACAGGUUAUCUGCUGAACCCCGGGAUUCAGCCAAUAGGAAGAGAGGGGAGGCGGGGCUUGGUGCCGUCGCACUGCCGUUCAUGUUUUGCGUGAAGCGAUACAUGUUUGGUUGAGCUUUGAAUGAGGGGCCAUCAUCCCGGCGGCUCGGAGGUGGAAAAUACAGUUUAAAGUCUCUCUGGGUGCGUUUAAAAUGAACAAGCAGGCUUUUCUGACAGGUACCUGAGUGGCCAUCCAGCGUCCUUUCACCCCCUCGUCGGGUUUCUUUGGAUGUAGUUGUCUCCACUCCCUAUGUCGUGCUCUUCCCAUCUCAUAUUUCCCCAAGACUCUUCCAGACUAAUGCCUUAGUUCUGAUGAGAUUUUCAUUAAAUGAAAUACACAUGGUUGCCUACAUAUAGUUUUUGAAAAUCUCCAGUAGGAAUUCAGACAACCCAUCACUCGCACCACCCUCUUUCCCCUCUCCCUUUUUUUUCUCUUUACGUCAGAUUACAAGGGGCAUCAAAACACACUUAGGACACGCAAGCCCACGCAUACACAUACAGGCCACCAUGUCCUCCAUCCUUCCCUUCACUCCCCCAGUAGUGAAACGACUCCUGGGUUGGAAGAAGACCCCAGCAGGGAGCGGAGGAGCAGGGGGAGGAAUCGGAGGAGUAGGGGAGCAGAACGGUGGAGGACAGGAGGAGAAAUGGUGCGAAAAAGCAGUGAAGAGCUUGGUGAAGAAGCUAAAGAAGACCGGGCAGCUUGACGAGCUCGAGAAAGCCAUCAGCACGCAGAACAGCAACACAAAGUGUGUCACUAUACCCAGUAACUGCUCAGAUCUAUGGGGUCUAGGCUCAGGCCACACGAUAGAGCAGUGGGACUCUACAGGCAUGUACGGAUAUCCUGACCACAGCAGGUCACUGGAUGGACGUCUCCAGGUGUCCCAUCGUAAGGGCCUGCCUCACGUCAUCUACUGCCGCCUAUGGAGAUGGCCUGACCUUCAUAGCCACCAUGAGCUGAGGGCCAUCGACGCCUGCCAGUUUGCCUUUAACCUCAAAAAGGAUGAAGUGUGUGUCAAUCCUUACCACUACCAGAGAGUGGAGACACCUGUGCUGCCUCCUGUGUUGGUACCACGACACACGGAAAUUCUGACAGAGCUUCCGCCUCUAGACGACUUCGCAAACUCCAUCCCUGAAAACACCAAUUUCCCAGCUGGCAUAGACCCUCCUAAUAACUAUAUACCAGAGACUCCCCCGCCUGGCUACAUCAGUGAAGAUGGAGAGACCAGCGACCAGCAGAUGAAUCAAAGUAUGGAAACAGGCUCACCAGCAGAAAUGUCACCAGGCGCCUUGUCACCUGUCAGUCAUGGCCUUGACCUUCAGCCAGUUACCUACAGUGAACCAGCUUUCUGGUGCUCGAUAGCCUACUAUGAGCUCAACCAGCGGGUCGGAGAGACGUUCCACGCCUCACAGCCAUCUCUGACAGUCGAUGGCUUCACGGACCCCUCCAACUCUGAACGCUUCUGUCUAGGGCUUCUCAGCAAUGUCAACAGGAACGCAACGGUAGAAAUGACAAGGAGACACAUAGGUCGUGGUGUGAGGUUGUAUUACAUCGGAGGGGAGGUGUUUGCAGAGUGCCUCAGCGACAGUGCCAUUUUUGUUCAGAGUCCUAACUGCAACCAGCGAUACGGCUGGCACCCUGCCACAGUCUGCAAGAUACCACCAGGCUGUAAUCUGAAGAUAUUUAACAACCAGGAGUUUGCUGCACUGCUGGCCCAGUCAGUCAAUCAGGGGUUUGAGGCAGUCUACCAGCUAACCAGGAUGUGCACCAUCAGAAUGAGCUUCGUCAAGGGCUGGGGAGCAGAGUACAGACGUCAGACAGUCACCAGCACACCCUGUUGGAUUGAGUUGCAUCUCAAUGGCCCCCUCCAGUGGUUGGAUAAGGUCCUGACCCAGAUGGGUUCACCAUCAGUGCGCUGCUCCAGUAUGUCCUAAACAGGGUUCUGCUGCCGCCUACGCAAAAGCAAACUGACAUUUCACAACAUUAGUGUGUCCUAAGGGAGACCACCAUGCAGUCUUGAACUGAUGUACUAACAACAUUAUAAAAACAAAGAAAAUGAAAAGAAUUACACAAUGGACCUGGAGGAUGGGGGAUUGAGAUCACUGAUGUGAUGUCAGACUUGGCUGGAUCACCUCAGGCUCUAUUGGAUUAAUGUUGACAUUCCAGUAAUCAUGGACCUAAUAGUUGAAAUCACCCUGCAAUAUCAAAAUGACAAGUGAGUGAUGUAGUAACGGACCAGACUACAUUCAUGUUUUUGGUAUUUGACUGAGGAACUGAUCCAGAAACACACAGUGGGAUGGAGCUUUACUGUCCUGUUCCAGUUCAACACGAGAGCGGCUGUUUUGGGGUACUGCGCAGAUGACGUUCUACUUACAAGACAGUUAACCAUCAGUCCCACCUCGUGCGUCACUACCUACCUACCGCAGCACAACUUUGAUUCAAGAUUUAUACAAGGUUGACCAACAGUAGUACUGCCACUCCAGGCUCAUGUACAACCAAAGUCAGCAUCAUGCCUGGACUUCUACUUUUUUUUUUUUUUUUCCUUGGUUUUGGUGACCAAACUUCCAUUUUUAUCUGAGGUUUCCACGUCUCCUACUCUUUCCUAAUAAGUCCUGUGUUGUUGCCAUCACAGACCUGACUAUGCUGGACUGACGGUCCUUUGGCCGUCAAAGGGGUAACUGGGAGAUUAAGUUGAUGUCUAUUAUUAAUUUUACACACCCUGUCUUCACAUGCUUGCAUAAAUACUGUUACACAGACAUAUUUUUACAGCUCAUCCACCAUUUGCUGUUUUAACACCUUUGCUUUGACAUAACGACAAAUCAUUUCCUCUCAGUUCAACCACGAGUGUGCAGUGUGGAUCUGAGCUGAAACAUACAAGUAUGUCUUUUGUUCUUCUAUGAGGAGCUCAUAUUUUAAAGUGUGGUCAGUGGUUAACCAGCACUGAUAUCUAAGAUAUGUUACUGUACUGAAACAUCACACAAUUUAUUAAGUUGUUUUCGGAAAUAGAGUCUUAAGGAGAGAGACGCAUUAAACAGUUUGCCCAUCCCCCCCGCCUGCGCGCCCUUGUUCUCUGUACCAUGCUUUCUCUUCCUUAACUUUUUGCAAUAUCAUCUUACUGAUGAAGGAACGUUAUGUAUUGGACUUGGUGCAGGAUUAGGACUCAGUGCAUGAGUCAAAGCCUCAAUGUCCCCCCCUGCUGUUUAACAGAUGAAAAGAUAAACGUCCAUCAUCACUUAUGUUUCACUGAAGUCUCUUCAUUAUAUGCUUGGACUGAUGCACGAUUUCCCUACAAUUGACUUUCUAUUGAUAGGAAGAUGACCAUAAGAAGUCCUGCAGUGUGGGACUUUAAAAAAAAGUAGCUUCCAUACUGUACUUGCACUGCCCCAAAUUAUGCACCCUUGAUAUUGCUACAAGAAAGUUGCCUUUGAUGUAAAAUACAGCGAGAUAUGCUUUGAAUUGUACAGAUAGGAAUGUUGAAAAGCCCAAUUUAAAUCAAGACGAUUCCAAAAAAUAUAUUAAAUGUCUAACUAUAAAGAUUUUUUCCCCUUAUAUUGUCUGAAUUGGCUUGUUAAAGAGCAUCCAUUUGAUUUUAAAUGAGAUUUCUUGCCGUUAUUUUAAAACCAGCUGGAACCUACAUUGAUAUUUUAGAGUCCAAAUCUUUUGUGUUUAAAGUGUUUAAGCUUUAAGUAUUUGACAAGCUAGUUAUACGACACAGCUAUUAUUUUCUUUACAUGUUCUUUUAGCUACCUUUUUGUAUUUCCAUGUAUUUUUUCUAUAUGAAUAUAUUUAAAAUUGUCAAAGCUUUCUUCCUUUUUAUUAGAAGUCAGUAUUUUUUUAGAAGAUACCCUCUGUUUGAAAUGAUCACAGCCUGAUAAUGAUUUAUGAAGUAUGUAGCAUAGGAUAUAACAUUUUCAAUGAAAUUAUCACUGAAAAUAGUUCAAAUUGUGUUCUGAAGUCAUCAUAACUACCAGCCUGUCUUCUUCAUAACCUAAUCUGGCUGCUAAAGUAGUAAAAAGUGGCUGGUGACUUUUGGAAUUUAUCAUUUGUUUGAGCCUUUUGAUGAAGGUAGUUUCCUGCCUUAGUGUUACCUUUUUUUCUGCUCUAUGGACACGACCCAAAUUACGAUAGUGCUUUCCCAAAGACUGAAUGCAUGUAUUUACAAAAUGUCCUGUACACUGCAGAUCCACACUGUGUCAUAAAUGUAACUGCUGAUGAAAACCUAAUAGCUCAAGUUGUUCUGGCGUUGAAUUUUAUUGGCUUUUGGGGGGUUUGGUUGGUUUCAAGUUGUUGGUUGAAAUUCAAGAUAACAGUGUAAAAACACUGAUAUUUUAAGUGUACCUGGGUCAUUAGAAGAUGAAGCAGUUUAAACAACAAUUCAUAUGUUUUGAAGAUAUUAGGAUUUAAUCCAGCAGCCGGACCAUACAGUAUUAUUUUUCAGUAUCAAAGCAGUUUGUAUUUAUUUUAAAUGCUCUGACAUUGUAAUGUGAAUUUGUUGAAUUCUGUCUUACCUAAGCAACAUAGGACAUUCGAGUAAGCCGUAAAAGUUGCUGCCAAUUUCAGCUCUCCAGACAUUGAAUUUUCAUAUGGUUGUGCACUGUGAGUGUGUUUACAUGCACAUAAUAUUGUGUUAUCUCAGAGUGUUUUCCUCACAAGUGUUACCUCAAAAAACGGGAUCCUAAGUGGGACAUGUAAAUAUAUGUAAAUUGGACUCACUAUCUUGGCUUAUGCUGUCAUAUUCCAGGUAGCUUGUUCUUCUCCAAACUGUGAUAAAAACCUGACAGCGGUCUUAACUUGGUGCACAGUAAUGCUGGUGUGCAUGUAAACACAUUCACAUGUUCUGCUUUAUUACUAACCGCUGCAACAUGUAGGGGAAAUGCACAUUUAAAAAAAAAAACAAAACACUUUGUAGGACACCAAGAGAAGGUUUAGUUUAUCACAUUAUGCCUGUGACAUGAAGUCCAGAAAUCCUGAUGUUUAAUUGUAUAUUGUCAGCAUCCUACAGAGACAUAAGAAUUCCAGAUUUGACCAACGCGUGGGGAUUAGACCAAAAGAUUUACAUUUGUGGGAAAUUAGUCAAAAGCAGUUGACGAUCCUGCAGUUUUCAUGUUUUUGACCAUAGCAAAUCAUGAUCUCUAUUUUUUUAUAAAACCAUUUUCUUUAUUCCUUGAGCAUUUGCCUGGGUCAGUUAUUUAUCGUACCCACUUGUAACCAGACUGAAACCAGCUAAAUGCAGUGAUGUUUGUUUGUCUGUAAGUGUAUAUAUCUGUCCACUUGUCUCCUCUGGUCUGUCAUUUUCUUUUCUUUUAUUGACAGGGGAAAAUACACAUGCUCAAAUAUAAUAGGUUGUCAAAUCAUUGCUCAUCCACAUGUUCGUCUAUGCAGCGACAUCAAAUCGUUUGGACUGUAUACUCUAGAACAUUUCCCCAAGAACAUUUCCAAGACAUAUACACACUGUAUUUUUUGAUGGCAACACAUGCUGUGUUAUGCUUGUUUCCAGGGUCCAGCAAGAGCCUUUGUAUCUCCUUUUUUUUUUUUUUUUUUCCUUUUUAACGAGUGCCACCCAACAUUGUACCCCCAGAACAAACCAGCUUUUCUCACCUCCUGAGAAGUCUGUUUUGGAGAUGGAAGAUGAGACCAAAUUAGGUUUCAUGUGGUUGACACAUUUUGAGGGUCCACAUUCCUAUUUACAGAUUACAUAUUGUACUUUUUUUUUUUUCUUAUUGUGAUGACAAUUGUGUAUCUCCAAAUAAGCCUCUUUCUGAUGGAUUCCCGAGAAGGAGGCUUUUUGGAGGAAGUUAAGCUUUUACAUGUCACUAGUGAUGUUAUUGUAUAGUUGUACCUUUUUUAUUUUACCAUACACUUCCUCUUUCUUGCUAUCAACAGAGCAUUCUCCAUUAGACAACAAGCUGUUAGGAUUUCUGUCUUCUUCACACACUGAUGAUCUUCAUAGGCUUUCCAACUAUUCUACAUAUACAGACAACUUCUUACAGUGUACACUAAUAAAGCUGUUUUAAUUCAACUGAA
Messenger RNA from Acanthopagrus latus (yellowfin seabream), 6229 nucleotides. RefSeq names its product SMAD family member 2 (gene smad2). Gene Ontology annotation, molecular function: DNA-binding transcription factor activity, RNA polymerase II-specific; RNA polymerase II cis-regulatory region sequence-specific DNA binding; I-SMAD binding. Bases 715 to 2139 code for a protein of 474 amino acids. Gene Ontology annotation, cellular component: heteromeric SMAD protein complex. Lineage: Eukaryota; Metazoa; Chordata; Actinopteri; Spariformes; Sparidae. The record is from RefSeq and is a predicted model, not a curated record. The transcript has 11 exons. Gene Ontology annotation, biological process: transforming growth factor beta receptor signaling pathway; BMP signaling pathway; anatomical structure morphogenesis.